This is a messenger RNA of Neoarthrinium moseri, 492 nucleotides long. RefSeq lists its product as uncharacterized. NCBI's taxonomy places the organism in Eukaryota, Fungi, Ascomycota, Sordariomycetes, Amphisphaeriales, Apiosporaceae. The transcript has a single exon. The record is from RefSeq and is a predicted model, not a curated record. The coding region runs from base 1 to 492 and encodes 163 amino acids.
AUGCGCUUGUUUACUCUUGUUAUCUCUACUACGUCUGUUUGGAAUGCGUAUGCGCAGGGAAUUGCACCCACACCGGUAGCCCCUCGGGACUUGAACAGUUGUUCAACCGAGGCCAACAAAUUCACUUCCAAGUGGGCAACUACAACAGCCCCAGCAUCACUAGUUUCCGCGUUUGGCGCAGCUUCCAUUGAUGCCUGCGCCAUGCCGACCAUAACAGGAACAAACAGCGUGGAGGCCAGCCAUUGGUACAGCUCCGUCCAGAGCGAGUAUAUCAGCGAGUUCCGUAAUGUCUAUUCGGUUUGCAACGACGUUAGCGGGUUUACACAAGUACUGAAUGCUGUCUUCUCGGCUGUGGCAACUGGCCCUGCAUGUAGCAGCAUCUAUGCUCAGGUAACCAGCGGCAUUAGCACCAAGAACGUGGCUCCCCGGGAAACCGGCCUUCCGUUGGCUGCCGCUGCACUGGCUGCUGGAUUCGCAGUAGCUGCUUUCUAG